Molecule: messenger RNA, 2506 nt
Organism: Neurospora crassa OR74A
Lineage: Eukaryota; Fungi; Ascomycota; Sordariomycetes; Sordariales; Sordariaceae
Exons: 1
Coding region: 203-2506 (767 amino acids)
Source: RefSeq, a predicted model, not a curated record
CUUGAAAAUGUCUUCAGCAACUUCUCCUUCUCACCUCCUCAUGGGUUCACACUCUAGCGACACAUUAACAUGACUACUCGAGGCAGGCUGUGCUACGAUGAGUAUCGGGCCUCCCCCAUGCGAAUCAAAGGCUAAAUGUUGUCACACAAACAGAGAAACAUGAUGGCUUGGGAAGAAGGUGGCUGCGAGGAGGCAGCCAUGAAUGGCUGUACUUGAGACCGCCACGCCACCUUGGGCUUUCAGCAGGGCUGUGGAAGCUGGUCAGCUUAUUUACCCUGACCAUCAUCCUCGCCCACUCUCUUGUUUUCCAAGAAAGUACACCAACCCCCUCCAUCGCGAACCACGUCGUCGACCCACGACCCUACCACGAGUAGCGCUCUUGGCACCGGAUUCGAGUUGGAAAACGUCAUUUCGAGUGGCCGCGAUGGACUAUGAUUAUCACUACAAGUAUCAACGGAUCGACCUGUCUACCGAUGCCAUUCGACUGGUUCGUCUCCUGAAAGGAUUUCACCGAGACCCCAUUCACUGCGAACUCUUCGAAACAUUCCUCCACCAGGUAGAGGGUGUACCCUAUGAAGCCUUGUCAUAUGCCUGGGGCGAUUCUCCCGUCGCGUGUGAAAUUGUCAUCAACGAUCGGAGGUCGCCGGUCAAGGAAAACCUUCACAUGGCCCUCCUCGCUCUACGGCAGACGAAUGAGGACAGAGUGUUGUGGAUUGACGCCAUUUGCAUAGACCAGAGUAACGACAAGGAAAAAGGCCACCAGGUCGGGCAGAUGAGACUAAUCUAUGAAUGUGCGCAACGAGUCGUGGUCUGGCUUGGCCCAAGCAACCUCGAAAUUGAUUUCCUCAUGAAUACGACUGUACGGUGGGAUUAUCAAACACGACAACAACCAGGAGCCCAACACAAACAGAGCUGGAUCGAUUCCUGGACCAGGUUCACUGCGGACGAGACCGAUCUGUACAAAGAGGAAGUCGCCGCUCGACGUCGCAAUGCCUUGAAAGAGAUACUAGACCGACCUUGGUUUCGAAGAGUUUGGAUCCUUCAAGAGGUCGCCAGCACAAACAAGGCUAUGAUAUUGUGCGGCUCGAAAGCAAUGUCCAGCCAAGGUUUCGGUCUUUUGCCCUUUCUACUGGGGUUCGAACCGCACUCUCAUAUCGAAGCAGUUCUAGACAUCCUUCCGGGGUUCCGCCGGAAAGAGAGCUGGUGGGGUGAAAAGCAAACUCUCGAGACACUCCUCCUCAAAUUUGGGACGAGUAAAGCGAGCGAUCACCGGGACAACAUUUAUGCCUUGCUUGGCAUUGCUUCAGACGUUCGCGCCAGCAACGCCCUUCUCCCAGACUACGAAAUUUCGCUGGGCCGCGCUAUAUGCAACACCAUCUCAUUCUUACUUUUCAACGAGGCUUAUGACCCGUCUGCCCGUCCAUUGCCCGAGGAUAUGAACUUCGCUACAUUCGUCUGUAUCCUGCCGAGGCUCUCAGACUCUUUUUUGGGCUGGGCGUUGCAAAAACACGAUGACAUCGCAGCCGCAGCCGUUGUGCCUAAAGCUGUCGAUAUCAACAGAUAUUACUGUCUACCCAACCUUACGCCUAUUAUUGGACUGUCGCCUCUAGGGUUCACCAUCAGAGAUUCCACGCUGGACAACACAUUUCGGGCAAUUCUAGCACGACAUGAUACUGAUAUCAUGCGAUCUGCAUCUCAGCUAUGUGGGUUUGAGCAGACCAAUUUUGUAGCUGAUUUGGAAAGUACAGGGCGCGCUCUGAAACCUUGUCCAAUGUGUGGAGGUUUUGUAAGUUCUGAUCGCCCAAAGCUCGAGGAUUACGCCUUCGAACAACUCAAGCACAUCCUCCAGCAUCCAACUGCAGGCAAGGGAAAAGUCAAAGAUUUGCAGCCGCUUUUUCAUUACGCUGCCCUAACUUCCCAACCCAGGAUUUGGGAACUGCUGUUCGAAGUCACUCAGUGUAUCGAUCUAGAGAGAUCAAUCGAAAGUCUAACCAAGGCCUUGUCAGACAAUAUCGGAGAUGUUCUAGAUUCCACGCGUCAUUCCACGGCUUUAUAUGGGUGGUUUAAAGAUGCUGAUGAAUGGACCAUCAAUUUCAUCAGGCUCAUGGAUUUCUUAUUUCGCAAAAGACGGACAUCUCUCGAUGAGUUUCAAUGUGCAGACGAGUUGGCUGUGUUGUUUGACCAAAGUCCCCCGCCGUUACGCAAUAAGCCCCCGGAUUAUCUUGGUAAAAUUAUAGCAGCAUGGCGACUUAUGAAAACAGGAAAGCGGCUGUUUGCGGACACUGAUGACAGACUCAUGCUCGAUCUCUACAAUAAGUGGCACGAUCGCUUGCUAUCCAUCAGGAAAGGUCAAAAUAGUAAAGAUGCAAAGCGGAAAAGGAAAGAAGAGUUGGCAGAAUUUACGCUGAUAAGCGAACAGCUCUUGUCGCAAGUCCCGGGAAGAGUCAUUGGCGAAGUCGAUGUCAUACCCUCUAAAGAGCCAGAUUCAAUGCCGAACUCAAGCUAG